AUGUCGAACAUGGCUACCAUCAAAGCCAUCGAGGGCCGUUCGGUGCACCAGAUACAGUCGGGCCAGGUCAUUGUCGACCUGCAGUCUGUCUGCAAAGAACUGGUCGAGAACAGCAUCGAUGCAGGCGCCACCUCUGUUGAGGUCCGCUUUAAGAAUUAUGGCCUCGACGCCAUAGAAGUGCAAGAUAACGGUUCUGGGAUUGCCCCUGACGACUACGAAACCAUCGCCUUGAAGCACUAUACUUCCAAGCUUGCCACAUACGACGACCUCGCCUUACUACAGACGUUUGGCUUCCGCGGCGAGGCAUUGUCGUCGCUAUGUGCCCUUUCCAACUUCCACAUUGUCACUGCCCGAGCCUCGGAUGGAUCCAAAGGUACCAGGCUAGAUUUUGAGCAGUCAGGAAAGCUGAAGGCGACUUCGGUCGUGGCAGCUAAGCAGGGUACGACAGUGGUGGUAGAGACACUGUUCCAUAAUCUUCCCGUAAGGCGCAAGGAGCUCGAGAAGAACAUCAAGAGAGAGUACAACAAGGUGCUACAGCUACUAAAUGCAUACGCAUGCAUCAGUGUGGGCGUCAAGUUCUCAGUGAGCAAUCAAAUACCAAAAGGAAAGAAGACUAUAGCUUUCUCCACCAAUGCCAACACAAGUACGCGAGACAACAUCUCCAACGUGUACGGUGCAAAGACCAUUGCCGCCCUAGUUCCCCUCGCCCUCGAGUUCGCCAUGGACCCAUCAAACCGUCCGGGCGCUACACAGACGGCAAGAAACUGGAGCACACAAGAGGACCCGGGAUCGCGAACUGUCAAGAUAGUGGGCCACAUCUCCCGUCCUGUUGUUGGCGAAGGUCGGCAGACGCCUGACAGACAAAUGUUCUUCGUAAACUCGCGGCCUUGCACCCUUCCUCAAGUUGCGAAGGCGUUCAACGAGGUUUACAAGUCUUACAACGUCACACAAUCGCCUUUUAUAUUCGCAGAUAUACAGCUUGACACAAAUGCCUACGAUGUUAAUGUUAGCCCAGACAAACGGACCAUCAUGCUCCACGACCAGACCGCGCUACUUGAAAACCUCAAAAACUCACUGAUAGAGCUCUUUGAGGGUCAAGACCAGAGUAUGCCUCAAUCGCAACUUUUGGGAAAGAAGACUCCUACCUCUGCCUUCAAACCACCAACCAUGCAGCGUAGGGACUCUGAAGAACGAGUGGUCCGCCCACUGCCCAGAAGUAAAGUUGAAAGCAACCGCGAGAACGAUCAGACGACGGAAGAACGCAUGUGCCAUCCAAAAGGACUUCAGCGUAGUGCUUCAUUCGAAGAAAGUGACACAACAGAAUCGCCACUCCCAAGGCCACAGUCACCAUUGUUUGAGCCGGAAGAAAUCAAGAAUGUUCCCGUUAGGCUGCCGCAACCUCCGAGAAUCGUCCAAGACUUCAACGCCCGCAUAGCCUCCCAAAACUCUCAUCAGCUCCAGCCGGUGCGAUUGCCCGCAUCUCCGCAAGAUACUGCGGAUGUAGAGAGUGAAGAACAACCGAUUCCAGCCAUCUCACAAACACCGCAAAAGUCGCUGUCGCAAAGUACGAUUCAGAACGCGUUUGACCGCAUGCGUCCAAUGCGAACCGCAGUUCAACAAGCCACGAUAACGGAACUGGAUACAAAAUCCAUCUCUGAUGCUGAAGAAGAAUUACAAGCAGACCCGGAAAGCUCAGACGAUGAGUACAUGGACGAUACGGAGAAGAAAGCAAGAGAGGAAGCAAAAAUUGUGCAGCUCAUUACUGAAGCCGAGGAGGCGGCAGCUCAGCCUACUGAGAUGAACGUCAAACGCAUGAAGAACAUGUUCAAGAUUAUGCAGAAGAAGUACUGGACCAUCAAUCUCGAGCGCGUCAUCGAGACAGACGCCGAGUCAAUCUCACGCGAUAUCCACGAACUCCAAAAAGCCAUCGACACAUCUCCGGCAAACACUACAGACAAAUCCAUGCUACCUUCCAGCGCCCAGCUACACGACGCCGACCCAGAAGAACGCCUCAGCCUCACCGUAACAAAAUCCGACUUCCACGACAUGCGAAUAGUCGGCCAAUUCAACCAAGGCUUCAUCAUCGCCGUCCGACCACCCACCUCCACAGCACCCACAUCCGACCUCUUCAUCAUCGACCAACACGCCAGCGACGAAAAAUACAACUUUGAGCGCCUCGCCGCAACCACAGUCCUCGUAUCUCAACGCCUCGUGCACCCCCACCCCCUCGAACUCAGCGCUGUAGAAAAAGAGAUAAUCCUCGCAAACGAACACGCCCUCCUCGCAAACGGAUUCGUCAUCGAAACAACCGACGCCGACGAAGAAACCCCCAACCCCAACAACACCACCACCACAGCACACCUAACCUCCCUCCCCAUGUCCAAAGAAAUCACCUUCUCCCCCACCGACCUCGAAGAACUCCUCGCCCUCAUCCUAGAUAACCCGCCCUCGUCAUCUACCUCUACAUCACCGUAUAUCCCGCGGCCCACCAAGGUGAGGAAGUUGCUGGCUAGUCGCGCGUGUAGGAGUAGCGUUAUGAUUGAGUGA
Pyrenophora tritici-repentis Pt-1C-BFP is the source of this 2547-nucleotide messenger RNA. Its product is annotated as MutL, DNA mismatch repair enzyme (ATPase). Gene Ontology annotation, biological process: mismatch repair. Gene Ontology annotation, cellular component: MutLalpha complex. Gene Ontology annotation, molecular function: ATP hydrolysis activity; mismatched DNA binding; ATP binding. The record is from RefSeq and is a predicted model, not a curated record. NCBI's taxonomy places the organism in Eukaryota, Fungi, Ascomycota, Dothideomycetes, Pleosporales, Pleosporaceae.